Molecule: messenger RNA, 1182 nt
Organism: Penicillium concentricum
Lineage: Eukaryota; Fungi; Ascomycota; Eurotiomycetes; Eurotiales; Aspergillaceae
Exons: 2
Coding region: 1-1182 (393 amino acids)
Source: RefSeq, a predicted model, not a curated record
AUGGAGGUCGCAGGUUUAGCUUUUGCUGCAUUUUCCUUGUUCAGUGAACUCGAGGCCUGCGGCAAAAGUCUCUGUCGAUUCUCUCGAGAUAUUCGCAUGGCCAAGAAGGAGGUCAAAUUGCUCAAAUACGAAAUUGCAAACUGUCGGGUGCUAGCGAGCAUUUUCGAGGAGGUUAUCAGCCCUAUUCAAAACAAUGUUAUGCGAAUUGCUAGGGAGAAGAACCUCGAUCAACGACUUCGUGAUCAAUCAAAGUUGGCGCACGACCAGAUUCGAGAGAUUACCCACAAACUCAAGCCAUUACAUCGGGGCAAAAGUACUGGGUUCCAGAAAUUCCGCGCACAGAUUCGAUGGCAUUUCACGAAAGAUGACUUCCAAUUUCCGAUGGCUACACUUGAAAGCGUAAAAUCCAGCCUCGGUCUAUUGGCAUCACUCUCGGUUCUCGACUCUGCUAUUGCCGACUUUGCCCGGGUUCCGAAUUCAGAUUCUAUAAGAAUGUCACAGGCUCUUGAGAAGAUAACAGCCUUGAAAAAGCAGACUCGCCGAACAGAACGACAAUUCAGCGACUCGAUGAGAGUACUUCACGAGCAAAAUCGUCUUGAUGGACAUCCGGACAGUGCGGGUAAUAUCCGAGUGAUAACCAUUAUCAUCAAAGAGAUUAAAAAUGGCACCGUCAAAGAUGCACAAGACUUGGUUGAGAGAUUUUCCAACCAGUCCCAAGUUAAGCCUCCUACAGGCUUAGAUGUUUCCUCACAGUUGACUUCUGCGGACGACAUGUACUCACCAUCUCCUGGCCUCGUCAGAAUCAGGACCACCCAGCACGCAAGCGGACCGAAGAAUCCUUCUAUUCGCUCUCGAAGCUUCACCCGAGACAGCAUCCGUACCCCUGCUAAAGAGUUGACGCCAGUUGGAAGUGAGCUGGGACGGGGGAAGCUCGCGAGAAUAGCCCAGGCUCUUCUCGUCAUAGCUACCAGGUUAUGGUUGCGCCUAGGGCCCAAUUUCCUAUUUCCCAUGCCUUCGAUGAGACAGCCACGGACACUCCGCAUUCCCCCAGCGCAUCGCGAAGCAUAUACCAACCAAUGCCCCCUUUCAAUGAUUCUGACCUGCGGGAGAGGGAGAUACGAAGCCGUCAUCGAAGUCAAAGGGGAGAAUGAGAAUGACAAGCGAGACUUGAGGGAUUGUUGA